Molecule: messenger RNA, 422 nt
Organism: Darwinula stevensoni
Lineage: Eukaryota; Metazoa; Arthropoda; Ostracoda; Podocopida; Darwinulidae
Source: the annotation of a GenBank genome assembly
CUUGCUGUGACAGUAACAGUAAUGCCAUUAUGUUUUCAUUAUGUGGUAACAGGUAUAUACCAGGCACAGGUGAAGCCAGUUCAUCUUCAAGCUCCCAAGGAACUGACCCAUUCCCUGGAUCAGGUCGAUAUAUUCCCAGUGAAGAAUCCCGGGCAGGUGAUGGAAUGGAGCAAGAAGUUGAUUUUCUUAUUCUAAACUCCAGUGUUUGUGAUAUAGAAAGUGGUGAAGUGCCUGAUGCUGCUCUUCUAGCCAACAAUCCCUACUUCCCUCAGAAGGACUAUGUGAGCUUUGACACUGCCAACUCAGCUGCCUUAUUGGGGAAACUACUUGAGUUCAGAAAAAAUGUGAAUCUGCAAUUGGAUGAGGAGAUUCUGGUUUCAGCAGUGACAGUUGUGGAGAAUCCAAAUAUGGCAGGGUGUCUU